GCCCUCCUCUACCGUUUCCCGAUUGCUAUGUCUCUACACAAGCGUUGACAUGGUCGUCACUAAACCGCAGCCUAUCGACCCCAUUAUAUCUGAGUCGCGCGAAGGAAAGCCGUUCUCUAGCGGGCUAUGCAUUAACAUGGCAGUGGUCGUCAAGCAUCUUCCGAUCGCGAUCAAUGAAAUCCAGCAGCCAAUACCUAUUUCAGUGCUCAAGAGCGCCUCGUCGAGGCUACUACAAUACGUUGUUUCGCAUGGCCAAAACGUGUACCUUGAUUGGGAGAGUAGUCAGCUUUACAUCCUGUUCGACACGACGGACUCAAAAGACGGUGUUGAGAUUCCGAUUUGGGUGAUCAUCUGGAUCCUGGGCAGCAUAGUCAUCUCUGCUGUUGCUUGGGGGUUAAGCGAAAUGCUCCUCUGUCUGCCCUAUGACGUCAGGUUGACGGGACUGACCAUCCUGUUGGAGCUGGGCUUUCCUGGUCUUUCCAACAGAUGUACAGGCAUCGGCACUAAUGAUAAUAAUUUACAUGUAUUUAUUCAGAGUAGCAGUAGGGCAGAAAGGAAGAGCGGUAGGGGAGCAGAAGGAUUAAAACUAGAAAGGGUUGACAGAAAAAUGUUGGAAAAGAAUUCGUUUUAUAUUUCUCUGUGGGAAUAGAGUGUUCUUUUAGUUUUUGUCAUGAACAGUUUUCUACUAAAGCCGGAAUAAAUCCACGAGCAUCCUAGAGCCAGCGCGGGCAAAGGUCGCGCGAGGCAGGCAAGGGGCGGGCAAGGCAGUAUGAAGGCGGGCAAGGGGGCGGCGAAGUCUCUAUCUUGAAAUGUAAUGGAUGCUAAUUGUUCACAUUUUUUUUAUUAUCGACG
Molecule: messenger RNA, 852 nt
Organism: Gamsiella multidivaricata
Lineage: Eukaryota; Fungi; Mortierellomycota; Mortierellomycetes; Mortierellales; Mortierellaceae
Exons: 1
Coding region: 50-649 (199 amino acids)
Source: RefSeq, a predicted model, not a curated record